Anolis carolinensis (green anole) is the source of this 2670-nucleotide messenger RNA. It is a transcript of the gene ralgds, whose product is annotated as ral guanine nucleotide dissociation stimulator. Gene Ontology annotation, biological process: positive regulation of GTPase activity; Ras protein signal transduction. NCBI's taxonomy places the organism in Eukaryota, Metazoa, Chordata, Lepidosauria, Squamata, Anolidae. The record is from RefSeq and is a predicted model, not a curated record. The coding region runs from base 154 to 2670 and encodes 838 amino acids. Gene Ontology annotation, molecular function: guanyl-nucleotide exchange factor activity. The transcript has 18 exons. Gene Ontology annotation, cellular component: plasma membrane.
CUGGUGCUGCUGCAUGCGCAUCCUGGCAGAGGGAGAGCCUCCUCGGGAGACCAUGCCCAGCGGCGGCCCCCCUGCGCCCACCUUCCCAGUUGAAGCCCCAUUGAAGGCGGGGAAAGGGGGAAGCAGCAGCAUCAGCAGCAGCAGGCGGCGGAGAUGGAGCCCAAGCCUUUGUUCUGCAUGCAGAAGGCGCUGGUGCAGCCCUUCCAGAUGUGCAUGCUGGACAUCCCCCUCAGCCUCCAGCACAGCGAGGAGGAAUACUAUGGCUCCGCGCAGGAGAUUGGGGAGGAGGUGGAGGACGGCGUGGUCUACAGCAUCUCCCUGCGCAAGGUGCAGCUCCACCACAUGGCCAACAAGGGGCAGCGCUGGCUGGGGUUUGAGAACGAGUCGGCCCUGAACCUCUACGAGACGUGCAAAGUGCGGACCAUCAAGGCCGGGACCCUGGAGCGGCUGGUGGAGUACCUGGUCUCGGCCUUCAAGGGCAACGACUCCACCUACGUCACCAUCUUCCUCUGCACCUACCGCGCCUUUGCCACCACCAAGCAGGUGCUCGACCUCCUCCUCCACAGGUUUGGGAAGCUUCGCUGCCAGAGCCACGGGGAGCACCACGCCCGUCAUGCGGUGGACGAGAGGCUGGAGCUGAAGAACACCAUCUCCUCCAUCCUGGGGGCCUGGCUGGACCAGUACUCAGAGGACUUCCGCAAGCCCCCCGACUUCGCCUGCCUCAAGCAGCUCAUCGUCUACGUGCGGCUCAACCUCCCCGGCUCUGACUUGGAGCGUCGUGCAAGGGUCCUCUUUGCCCAGUUCCAGCACCAGGAGCCGCGCCCCGAAGGGCUGGACCAGCGCCCGGAGGGAGAAGGGCCGGAAGAGGAGGGCGAUGGCGGCGCUCCGGCCGACUUCCUCAGCUUCCCCCCGGAGAUGGUGGCCGAGCAGUUCACGCUGAUGGACGCCGAGCUCUUCAAGAGGGUGGUUCCCUACCACUGCCUGGGCUGCAUCUGGUCCCAGCGCGACAAGAAGGGCAAGGAGCACCUGGCGCCCUCCAUCCGCGCCACCGUCUCCCAGUUCAACCGCGUGGCCAACUGUGUCAUCGCCACCUGCCUGGGCGACCGGGCCCUCCGGCCACAGCAGAGGGCCAGGGUGCUGGAGCGCUGGGUCGAGGUCGCCCGCGAAUGCCGGAUCCUGAAGAACUUCUCCUCCCUGAGAGCCAUCCUGUCGGCCCUGCAGAGCAACGCCAUCCACCGGCUGAAGAAGACCUGGGACGACGUCUCGCGCGAGAGCUUCCGCACCUUCCACGAGCUGUCGGAGAUCUUUUCGGACGAGAACAACCACUCUCUGAGCCGGGAGCUGCUCAUCAAGGAGGGGACUUCCAAGUUUGCCACGCUGGAGAUCAACCCCAAGCGGGCCCAGAAGCGGCAGCAGCAGCAGCGGGAGAUGGGGGUCAUGCAGGGCACCAUCCCUUACCUGGGCACCUUCCUGACGGACCUGGUGAUGCUGGACACGGCCGUGAAGGACUACCUGGAGGGCGGGUUAAUCAACUUUGAGAAAAGGAGGAAGGAGUUCGAGGUCAUUGCGCAGAUCAAGCUGCUCCAGUCGGCCUGCAACAACUACAACUUCACCCGGGAGGACCGCUUUGUGGCCUGGUUCCACUCGGUGGAGCGGCUGAGCGAGGCAGAGAGCUACAGCCUCUCCUGCGAGAUCGAGCCCCUCUCGGAGUCGGCCAGCAACACCCUCAAGGCCAGGAAGAACCCCGGGAUCAUCAAGCGCUGGAGCGACCGCCAGCCGCCCUCGGCGGAGCCCUGUCCGGGGGGCAGCUCCCACUCCAAGUCCUUUGAGCAGCUCAAGUGCGGACCCUACCUCUGCGGAGGAGGAGGAGGAGGAGGAGGCGGCAGUGGCGGCGGGGGGGACACGGCCGACUCCGCCAGCGUCACGUCCGCCGGGUCCAGCAGCUCCGACGUGGAGGAGACGGCCGUGGGGCUGGCCCCCGACUCCCCCGAGGGGCAGGAGAGGAAGGUACGGGCCAGCGGCAGCGGCAGCGGCGAGUGCGGCAGUGGAGGCGGCAGUGGCAGUGGCAGUGGCGGAGCCCCGGGCCUUCCUCGGGCCACGGAGGGCAGGCGGCAGUUCUGGGAGUCCACGUCGCUCUCCUCGCUGGACACCUCGGGCAUCGGGUCGGGCUCCAGCAGCAGCAGCAGCGCGGCCUCCUCCUCCUCGGUCUCCUCGGCCUCGCGCAGCCACAAGCGCUCGGCCUCCUCGGGCCUCUCGCCCGGCUACUCCUCGCUCUCGCUGCCCCUCUACAACCAGCAAGUGGACGACUGCUGCAUCAUCCGCGUCAGCCUCGCCGUGGAGAACGGGAACAUGUACAAGAGCAUCCUGGUGACCAGCCAGGACAAGACCCCGGUGGUGAUCCAGAAGGCCAUGGUCAAGCACAACCUGGACGCCGACCGCCCCGAGGACUACGAGCUCAUCCAGGUCAUCUCCGAGGAGCGAGAGCUCAAGAUCCCAGACAACGCCAACGUCUUCUACGCCAUGAACUCAGCCGCCAACUACGACUUUGUCCUCAAGAAGAGGGGCUUCUCGCGGGCCUCUGCCGCUGCCGCCAAACUCAAGCACGGCUCCAGCUCCACUCUGCCACGGAUGAAGCAGAAGGGCCUCAAGAUCGCCAAGGGCAUCUUCUGA